Messenger RNA from Fukomys damarensis (Damara mole-rat), 948 nucleotides. Its product is annotated as olfactory receptor 7G2. Gene Ontology annotation, molecular function: olfactory receptor activity; G protein-coupled receptor activity. The coding region runs from base 10 to 948 and encodes 312 amino acids. The record is from RefSeq and is a predicted model, not a curated record. The transcript has a single exon. Gene Ontology annotation, biological process: G protein-coupled receptor signaling pathway. Gene Ontology annotation, cellular component: membrane. NCBI's taxonomy places the organism in Eukaryota, Metazoa, Chordata, Mammalia, Rodentia, Bathyergidae.
AUCACCAACAUGGAAGCUACAAAUCAAACAGCUGCCUCAGAAUUCAAUCUCUUGGGGCUGACAGAUGAUCCAGAACUGCAGCCCCUCAUCUUCAGCCUCUUCCUAUCUAUAUACUUGAUCACCAUCUUGGGGAACCUGCUCAUUAUCUUCGUUUUCAGCUUUGAAUCCCACCUCCACACCCCCAUGUACUUCUUCCUCUGCGUUUUGUCUUUUAAUGACAUCUGUUCCAGCACAAGCACAAUCCCAAAGAUGCUAGCAAACAUUGAAAUACAAAGACAGAGCAUCACCUACACAGGCUGCUUCACACAGGCUGGUUUUGUCGUCACUUUUUCCCUCUUAGAAAAUUUUCUCCUCACAGUAAUGGCCUAUGACCGCUAUGCAGCCAUUUGCCGUCCUCUAAGGUACACAGUUAUCAUGAACCCACACUUCUGUGUUUUGCUUGUUCUGGUCUCCUUGUUAAUUAGCGUGGCAGACUCUCUGCUGCACACUCUGAUGGCGCUGCGGCUGUCCUUCUGCACAGACCUGGACAUCCCCCACUUCUUCUGUGAACUUGCUCAGCUUAUCAAGCUCGCCUGUUCCGACACUGUCAUUGAUAACAUCCUGAUAUACAUUUCAUGUGGUAUAUGUGUUGGUAUUCCACUGUCUGGAAUUAUUUAUUCUUAUUUUCACAUUGUGUCCUCUGUUUUGAGGAUGUCGUCUUCAGGAGGAAAAUAUAAGGCCUUUUCUACCUGUGGGUCUCACCUGUCUGUUGUCUCUUUGUUCUAUGGGACAGGUUUUGGGGUGUACAUUAGCGCUGCAGUGACUGACUCCCCCAGGAAGACUGCAGUGGCUUCAGUGAUGUAUUCUCUUCUUCCACAAAUGCUGAACCCCUUUAUCUAUAGCCUGAGAAACAAGGACAUGAAGGAAGCCUUGAGGAGAAUCGUCACUAGCAACCCUUCUCUUCUAUGA